Molecule: messenger RNA, 372 nt
Organism: Aspergillus melleus
Lineage: Eukaryota; Fungi; Ascomycota; Eurotiomycetes; Eurotiales; Aspergillaceae
Exons: 1
Coding region: 1-372 (123 amino acids)
Source: RefSeq, a predicted model, not a curated record
AUGCACCGCGCCCGCACCGUCAAUCUGACCUCCGACGAGAUAGUCGAAGUGCGAGCCGCCCAGCGCACCUUCGAGGGCGCCUACGUCCGCACCGCCCUGUCCCAGUUCUCCUUCGCCCUCGUCGUUCUCAAGAUCUUCACCAACGAGUUCUACAGCACCGGUGCCUUGUUUGCCAUCUACGGCACCGGCGUCCUCAUCAUCGGCCUUUUCCGCCGUCAGCAGGGCAACCGCCAGUUCUUCUCCGAGGUGGGAGAGGACGGCGUGCAUCGUCACAAAUUCCGCACCAGUGGCAACGCCGUCGUCGUCCUGACCGCUCUGAGUAUCGCCGCCUACGCCACGCUCAUCGCCCUCACCGUGCGUUUAGACCGUUAG